Molecule: messenger RNA, 630 nt
Organism: Ipomoea nil (Japanese morning glory)
Lineage: Eukaryota; Viridiplantae; Streptophyta; Magnoliopsida; Solanales; Convolvulaceae
Exons: 2
Coding region: 1-630 (209 amino acids)
Source: RefSeq, a predicted model, not a curated record
AUGCAGAGUUGGCCCAAUAGGUUUCUUUCCAGGGCUAGUAGGGAGGUACUUCUGAAGAAUGUUAUCCAAGCUAUACCAUUGCAUGCCAUGCGCCUGUUCUUAUUGCCUAAGGAGUUGACAAGGGAGAUUGAGAGGAUCAUGAACUCCUUUUGGUGGAGAGGAGAUUGCAGAGGAAAGAGAGGUAUCAACUGGAAAGAAUGGAAGCAUUUGGCUAAACCAAGACAGUGGAGAGGCCUAAAUUUUAGGAAACUUAGAGAGUUUAAUCUUCCUAUGGAUAUCAUUCGACAACAUAGCAGAUGGAGGAUAGGAAAUGCUACAUCGGUUAAAAUCUGGGGCGACAAAUGGCUUCCAAGUCCGGACAACCCCAAGAUUAUAACUCCACAUUUCCCCCUUCUCCAGAAUGAGUCAGUUUCUGCUCUAUUUAAGGUGGAUAAUACUGGUUGGCAUGAGGAGGUUAUACGAGAGAUCUUUUAUGAAAGAGAUGCAAAUCUUAUUCUUAGCAUUCCAUUGGCUCUUGGUACAAGAAGGGAUAAAUUAAUUUGGAACAGCGAUAGCAAAGGGACAUUUAUUGUCAAGGCUUGUUAUAGGAAUAUUUCUGCUCAGCUAUCCCCUGCUCAAAGGUUGAACUAG